UGAAGGACAGGGAUCUUUCUUGGUUUACCGGCUGCAUUGAAGUGAAGUAAGUUAGUGACUAGCUUUGUGGUGCGUCAGAACACACUUGCCUUGAGGGCCAAGAAUAUCCAGUCGUUUCGCUUGGCUGUCGACAGUGCCGGAACCUCUUUCCUACAAACUACUACUACUAGGCUAGUACUACUACUAGCUCUCAGACAACUAGUAACGGCGACGGCGAGCAGAUAUCUGUCAAAGAUGUCGUUUCCUGAUUGCAACAGCUGGCUAUGCACAUGCGGAAAGUGCAACUGUGGUCUGCACCCAUGUGCUAUUCACAAGAAAGGAGCCAGGCAGAGAGAUGGGCUGGGCCAGUCGCAAUACAAUACAACAUAUGUAGCCGCUCCCGCAGGGGACACCCGGCGCAUCACCAAGUGUCCAGUCUUGGUCAACAGGAGGCCAUCUGAGUAUACGGAAAAAUAUCUUGUGAGCACGAAGCAGAGGGACUACAUCAACCAUUGCCAGCCCAAGCCAAAUAUGGUGAAGAAACCCGACGUGUACGAGCCACCGACGGACAAACCGGAGAGCCUCACCUCGUACGGCCAAAACUUUAUCGGCCUGCAGGGUCCUAGGGCACAGAAUAUGCGUCCUCCAACGGAAUACUCCACCAAGGGCCCAAUGCUACUGAACACAACCAACCGAGAAGAGUUCAGACCUUGGGAUAAGUCCAAGCCGGCCAUGAUCUUCAGAGAUCCCACACCACGCAAGUUCUUCGAUGGCAACUUCUUGGGCUUGUCCACCAAUCAGAGUGACUUCAAUGCAGAGCAGGCUAAGCUAGGUAGGCCGUCAACGAUGUGUCGUAUCCAGGAGACGGCGAUUCGUUCCACGGAUCCGAUGGAACAUACGACAACAAUGAGAGAAGCGUUCACCCACCGGGGCUAUGAGCCCAGCCACAUAGCCCACAAAAAUGUCAAGAAGAACGCACCACAGCAGUCCGAUAUCCCAAUGAACCUGAUGACACAGUACGAGUCCUCUCAUCCCCAGGCGCAGCCAUUUCAGAGGCGACGCAACGCCGUCCCGCCGUUCCCGGAUUUGAUUAACCUGAAACUCGACGACGAAGUCCGAUUGGAGACGGAGAACCGCUCAAAGUACUUGCUGCACAGCACCAAACCGGCUACACGGUGUAAACCGAAUGAAACUAAACACACCGUAGAUACACCGUUCAACGAGACCACAACUAACCUAACUCAAUUCGCCAACAGAGGACCUCCUGAGCCGGCCAAGUCGCUUCGGCCUCCAACUAACACCAAGCAGAGAGGCGAAGUUCACCUGAAGACGACCCAUCAGGACGAGUUCACUGCAAAGACAACCAGGCCACGCACACGGCAUGGUAACCACCGUGACACCAGUCUCCGUCAACCUGGGAAUUUCACCGGCCUGAGCACGUUCAACAGUGACUAUCUUAACUACGGCUCCAGGGCAAAGCCAGCGGAAGCGGUCAAGCCACUCGAUCAGCGGUUCACUAGCCCCAAGGGUGCGAAUCAAGUCCCGGGUGUUGUUGGUGUGCCCACCUACAGGAGUAUGUACACAAAGAAACCAUCCCAGCGGCUUUGUCCAGCUGCACUAGUACCAGUAGCUGGAACAAUUCCCUGGCGCUAUUGACCAGUGGCCAGGAGAAGAGGGAAGUUGGUUGGAAAACUCUACGAAAAGCACUGUACUGGUACACACAUACCGCCGGUAUUCAUGUAAAUAAAUAAUAUACAUGCAUGGAACUACUAAUUGCAUACAUGUAAUGAUGUGCGCAUCACAUCUGCACAUGACAUCUGUACAUAACGUCUGCACAUACAUUCUGUGUAUGCAUAACACAUGCACAUAAUUCCAUACAUAAAACGCGGACAUUGAUUUUUUCUCCAUGCCACCACUAGCCCAGAUAGCAGAUAUGUGGCCGGAAACUAUUACAAACUGGCUGCUGCUUUUCGCGCUUGGCACGUGAGGCAAUCUAAUAAAGCAUAA
This is a messenger RNA of Sycon ciliatum, 1986 nucleotides long. RefSeq lists its product as uncharacterized. Gene Ontology annotation, molecular function: microtubule binding. Lineage: Eukaryota; Metazoa; Porifera; Calcarea; Leucosolenida; Sycettidae. The record is from RefSeq and is a predicted model, not a curated record. Bases 235 to 1635 code for a protein of 466 amino acids. The transcript has 2 exons. Gene Ontology annotation, cellular component: cytoskeleton.